AUGCUUUCUCCAGAUAGAUUCCAUCAGAUUAGAAUAUACAUGGCCCAACUAAAGGCUGUUAACAUCAACUUACAACAAAUGGAGUUCAAAGCUCAUAGUGGUUCUGUUUCAGAGUAUCAAUUAGAUGUUCUUUCUCAUUUGUUAGAUCAAGAAACAAAAUCUUUGCCUAACCUUCGAUUGAUCCAACAGCAACCACAGAUAAAUUUGAAUAUGCGUCCAUUAUUGUUAGACUUUCUUUUGGAAGUUAUAAACAAGUCCAAGAUGUCUAAAGCCACUUUUCCUCUUGCUGUCAACUUAAUCGAUAGAUAUUGCUCCACAAGAAUUGUUAAGAAGCAUCAUUUUCAACUAUUAGGUUUGACAUGUUUAUGGGUCGCUUGCAAAAACUUGGAUUCUAAGUUCAAGGUACCAAAUUUAGAAGAUUUACGCAGAAUGUGCUGCAAAUCAUAUGAUAAAAAGUUAUUCUUAGAAAUGGAGAAUCAUUUAUUGAUUUCCUUAAAUUGGUCUAUCAAUGCCCCUACAUAUGACACAUAUAUUGACUUGUUCUUAAACUUGCUCUUAGCCGGUUCUAAGAAUGCUAGUUUGAACAUGUCGUCUGAAACUUCAUCAAAGUUUGAAGCUUUCAACAGGCUAUUAGUGAGUGAUGUCAAGAUUUUAUCCUUAUUUGUUUGCGAGUUGAUGCAAUUCUAUCCUAACAUAUAUUUCAGCUUCACAACAAUUCAAAUUGCAAUCUGUGCGGUAAUUACCAGUAUGUUAAUUUUGGAAAUUCCUAUCAACAUCAACAGCUACUUGAAGUUCUUCAAUGAUGUUGUUCGCAUUUCAAAGCAAGAAGAUGACUGUGAUCGUCCUCUUUACGUGGUAAACAACAUUGAAUCAGUUACCGUUUAUACUGAAAAUGGAAUGUGUGAAAUGCCAUCACCUUUAGCCUCUCCCAAGAAUGUGACCCUGCCAACAUCUGCCAUCAGAUCUCUUAUGGAAACACGUGGCUUUACUGUCUCUAGUCCUACUGACUCACCAGCUUCCAAUUACUCCAUUGAUCACAAAGAAGUCUUAUCUUUCUCAUCUUUUAACCAAUUAUACUCAAAUUUGGUCAAAAUUUUGAAAAGUCCACCAAACUCAAUCAGAACUAAGUAUUUUAGCGAGGAAGGGAAGUAUGUUAGAUUAAUGAGAGCUGUGAUUGAUUUUGCUAACAUGAACAGAAGGUUGUACGCAUCUAUAAAAAGUGGCACUAAUGUCUCCUUCAUGAACCCAGCUAAUUCACAGCUUGGGGUAGGUAGUAAGGCUGUUAAUGGCUCGAAGCCAAGAGUUCGGAGAAUAUCCACAAUGGAACCCGUUACACCAAAUACACCCAAGUGUAACGGUAAUCAUUAUUGUUCACCUCCUACUCCUGUGUCAUCUAACAUUAGUCCAAAGGACAAGGAACCAGGUCCAUUUUUGUCUAUUCAACAUCAGCAACAACCUACUGCACGUCAAGCUAGUGCAACUGAGGUCAGAGCUAGAAAGAGAACUUUUGAAGAUGCGGUUGCAAUUGCAAACUCUUCUUCAACUGGAGUUUUUAGCAAGUCUGUCACUAUUAAUCCAGCAAUUACAACAGCGGAGGUAAUUUCUGCCAUUGGAACAGGAAAUAGAAUCAUAUCUGGUAAGGCUGAGUCACUUUUUGAAUUUCAACACAAUGAAAGCUCCAACUCAUUAUUCACUGCUUCUAUACCUGAAGGGGAAGAAAUGGAUUGCGACAAAAUGGCGGCCAGAGUGAUCUCUGGAACCAGCCAACAACAACGCUGCCAAUACAGCGUUGGUGGUGACAUGAAGAGAUGUAAAUCUCAACCCCAACUUUCCAACUUUCUUUAA
Messenger RNA from Lizanozyma spartinae, 1845 nucleotides. RefSeq names its product cyclin (gene CLN3). The transcript has a single exon. The coding region runs from base 1 to 1845 and encodes 614 amino acids. Gene Ontology annotation, biological process: mitotic cell cycle phase transition; regulation of cyclin-dependent protein serine/threonine kinase activity. Gene Ontology annotation, molecular function: cyclin-dependent protein serine/threonine kinase regulator activity. NCBI's taxonomy places the organism in Eukaryota, Fungi, Ascomycota, Pichiomycetes, Serinales, Debaryomycetaceae. Gene Ontology annotation, cellular component: cytoplasm; cyclin-dependent protein kinase holoenzyme complex; centrosome. The record is from RefSeq and is a predicted model, not a curated record.